AUGCACAUUAUACUUACAGGGGCAACGGGUCUCGUCGGAUCCGCUGUUCUCCAUGCUAUGAUCAAGAACCCGGGAAUCAGCAAGAUCUCAAUCCUUAGUCGUCGGCCUGUGCCUAUGGUUCAAGGAAAUAGCGAUGAUCGAAUCAACGUGGUCAUUGCCGAAGACUUUUCAAAAUUUGAUAGCAAAGUGCUAGGCCAAUUGAAUGGAGCAACUGGAUGCGUGUGGGCUAUGGGAGUUAGCCAAAAUGAUGUGAACAAAGAAGACUACGUUCGCAUCACAAAGACCAUGACCCUUUCCGCAGCUCGAGAUUUUGAAAGUCUGGCUCCUGCAUCUGAGAACUUCAACUUUGUCUAUGUCUCAGGAGAAGGCGCAACUCACAAUCCGGGAUUUGCCACACCAAUAUUUGGCCGAGUGAAAGGCGAAACCGAACUUGCCCUUGCCAAGAUGCAAGAGGAAUCACCUCGUUUCCAUGCUAUCUCUAUGCGUCCUGCAUUCAUUGACUUCGCCGCACAUGAUGAGAUCAAACCCUGGAUUCCGGCGCAAACUGGUCUAAGACAAGUCGUGUACGCCGGACUAGGGCCAUUCAUACGGUGUGUUUGGUCAGGAAUGCAGAGUCCGACAAGACCAUUGGGAACUUUUUUGACGGGACUAGCUACUGGCGAGUUUGAUGGGAAAUUGUCCGGGUCGGGUGUCGAGCUUAUUGGGAAUUCACCCAUUAUAAGUAAUGUCGGUUUUAGACGACUUAUGGGCUUGGGUAGUGCGCAAAAAUAG
Penicillium pulvis is the source of this 771-nucleotide messenger RNA. Its product is annotated as putative nucleoside-diphosphate-sugar epimerases. NCBI's taxonomy places the organism in Eukaryota, Fungi, Ascomycota, Eurotiomycetes, Eurotiales, Aspergillaceae. The transcript has 2 exons. Bases 1 to 771 code for a protein of 256 amino acids. The record is from RefSeq and is a predicted model, not a curated record.